AUGUCAGAUCCGAGAAACUACACCAUCGGCUGGAUCUGCGCUACCGCUACCGAAUAUGUAGCCGCCCAAUCCUUCCUAGACGACCGACAUGAGGACCCAGAUUAUCUAUCCCCGACUAACACGAACGACUACUCCCUCGGUCGAAUCGGAAAGCACAAUGUGAUCAUUUCAGUUCUACCGCUUGGCUCAUACGGCUCUGCCUCUGCGGCGCAAGUCGCCGAGAACAUGUUGCACAGCUUCCCCAACGUCCGAAUUGGGCUGAUGGUGGGUAUCGGUGGAGGAGUGCCGCAUCCGCAUGACAUUCGCCUUGGCGAUGUUGUCGUCAGCAUUCCUCUCAAUGGGAGGAGCGGAGUUAUCCAGUACGAUCUCGGAAAAGCUGUGCAAGGACAGGGUUUCCAGCCUACGGGGUUUCUGAACCAGCCGCCUACGGUACUGCGUACGGCGGUGAGUGGAUUGGAUGCUAAGUAUGAGAUGGAGGGACAUCGGCUGAAAGAAGCUGUUGAGACGGUGCUUGGGAAGAUGCCUAGGCUGCGGAGAAGGUAUAAGAGACCCUUACCGGAGAGUGAUCGGCUGUAUAAAAGUCAUGUUGUCCAUCCGUCGGAGGAUGCGGAAGGAAUCAUCUGUGCUGAUGCUGAGAAUGGCGAAGGGUGCUUAAUCUUGCGAACUCCACGUCCCGAAGAGGAAGAUGACCCGGUCAUACACUACGGAUCAAUCGCAUCAGCGAAUCGGCUCAUGAAUGAUGCUCUGAUACGGGAUAAGUUUGCCAAGGACAAGGGCAUUCUCUGCUUUGAGAUGGAAGCAGCUGGCCUCAUGAAUAACUUCCCUUGCCUUGUCAUACGCGGGGUAUGUGAUUAUGCCGAUUCCCACCAGGAAGAGUACAGUGAAUGGCGAGGGUAUGCAGCGAUGAUCGCAGCUGCGUAUGCGAAGGACUUGCUCAAUCGAAUUUCCCCGCAACAAGUGGAAAGAGAACAGAAGAUUCUAGAUCUUGUCAAGAGUUCUAUCGACCAUAUCGUUGAAAAAACGGACCAUAUUGCUGAGACUACGGACUGCCUCGCCCAAACAACAGACCGUAUAGAUCGGAACCUGGCUCUUGACAGAUUACCCAUUGCGCAUGGGGCGGAGUACGAUUCAUACGCAGAUCAAUAUGAAGUUGAAUGUUUGGAGGGCACAAGAACAGACCUCCUAAGACAGAUUCAGCAAUGGGCAUUCUCACAGGACGGAAAAUGCCUCUUCUGGUUGAACGGCAUGGCGGGAACCGGCAAGUCUACCAUAUCCCGCACGGUGGCACGGUCAUUCAAGGAGAAUCUCGGCGCUAGUUUCUUCUUCAAGAGAGGUGAGGAGGACCGAGGGAAUGCUAAGAAGCUAUUUCCGACUCUUGUGCAGCAGCUUGUGCUUCAAUGUCCGGUGCUGGUUCCUAGCGUGCGCAAGGUACUAGAGACUGACCCGAAUAUCACCUCCAAGUCACUCGGGGAGCAGUUUAACCAACUGAUUCUGAAUCCUCUCUUCGAGUUGGAUAAUUCAGAGAAGUACAAUCGUGCGGAAAAUAUCGUGAUCGUGCUUGACGCCCUUGACGAGUGUGACCAAGACUGGGACAUCCGAAGUGUGAUUCGAUUGCUGCCACAAUUGCAGAAAGCUCGUUCUAUUCGCAUCCGGGUUUUCUUAACAAGUAGACCUGAGCUGCCAGUUCGUCUUGGCUUUAGAAAUAUAGAGGAUCAGGAUUACCAGAACUUGGUUCUUCAUGAUAUUCCCGAAGAGGUCACCAGGCAUGAUAUCUCUCUAUAUCUGAACCAUCGAUUCAGCAAGAUCCGAGUGGAGAGAGAUGUCCCUCUCAACUGGCCAAGUGACAGGACCAUCCGAGAACUGAUCACCAUGUCCGUACCAUUAUUCAUCUCCGCCGCGACUGUCUGCCGAUACAUCGAACAUUCAAAAUUAGAGCCCACAGCCCGACUCCGCGAACUACUGCGGGAUCAAACGCGAUACGCAACGAAAAUGGAAAAGACAUACAUGCCAAUCUUAACCCGUCUAGUGAACGACAUAGAAAGCGAGGAAGAAGAGCAACAGCAAAUUCUGCAGAGCUUUCAAAGCAUCAUCGGUGUCAUCGUUCUCCUCGCCAUUCCACUCUCCAUCAACUCCCUUUCCAAAUUGCUCAAUAUUGACCCACGAUCAAUCCACACGCAUCUCGACUCAUUCCAGUCCGUUCUAAGUGUUCCAACCCUCAAGGAAGAAGAUAAACCUGUCCGCAUUCUCCAUCUUUCCUUCCGAGACUUCCUAGUCUCUUCCUCAGAAAACAAAUUCCGCGUGGACGAGUCGAUAAAGCAUAAAGAGAUCGCGGGAUUCUGUUUCAGAAUCAUGAACCUUCAUCUAAAGAAGAAUAUCUGCAACCUAGACAGUGCAGCUACAGAGCGCUCGAGUAUUGAUCCGCAAUCUCUCCGGCUGCUUUUCCCUUCGGAACUUAGAUACGCUUGUCGUUAUUGGGUGACGCAUUUUGAGAGUGGUGAGGUUUCUGAGAGGGAAGUCAAUGGCCUUUUGACGUUUUUUAAAAAGCACUUUUUGCACUGGGUUGAGGCGAUGAGUCUUUUGGGACAUAUUUUCGAGGUUGUUGGGGUGAUCAGUCGUCUUCAGAUUGCUAUUUUGCUCUCGGCUUUCCUACACGACGCCGACCGUUUUGUAUUUCGAAUUCGACAAGUGGUCAAGGAGACACCUCUUCAAAUCUAUUGCUCAGGCUUGAUCUUUGCUCCGAGGAUGUCAAUCGUCCGCAAAGAAUUCGAAAGAGACAUUCCACCUUGGAUGUGCCAACUACCCCAAGUCGAAAACGGGUGGAACGGAGAAUUACAGACUUUGAACGGCCACUUGGACUGGGUGAAUUCGGUGGCAUUCUCGCCGGAUGGCCGACUGCUUGCCUCCAGCUCCGAUGACGAGACAGUGCAAAUCUGGGAUGCGACAACUUGCGAAAUCCAAGAGACUAUUAAAGGCACCGGCUCAGCGGGCUUAGUGGCCUUCUCUCCUGAUGGUCGCUUGCUGGCGUGCGCUUUCUCAGAGUCGUGCGCUUUCUCAGAUAAUGGCAAAUAUAAUAUCCGGCUGUUUGAUCCGGUAACAGGCGAGUUGGAACGGAGCAUUGAAAGUGAAAGCGAAAUCCUUUCGUUAGCUUUCUCCCCUGAAGGUCGUCUAUUGGCAGCUGGUGAUGAGCACCAGACACGACUCUGGGACCUGGAAACGGGUCAGUUGCACCGGCAGUUUGAGGGAAUAGGUAAGAUCCAAUCGGUUGCAUUCUCGCCGAGUGGUGAAGUGAUGGCUUUUGCGUCCAAAACUAGCAGCGGAUUAGAGGUGCACAUCUGGGACUUAGCAGCGGGUAUGUUAAGGGAGACCAUAAGGGAGAACAUAAGGGAAAAAAGGACUAGAUCUAGGAUCUUCGUGGCCUUUUCACCCGACAGGUGCUUGUUAGCGUUUAACAUAUACCAAAAUAUCUAUCUCUGGGAUCUGGAGAUGGGAGCUCCUCGACGAAUACUCUCAGGUCCGGAUGGACCAGUUGCUUCGCUAACAUUUUCCUCGGAUGGUUGCUUACUGGCUUCUUGUCAUUCUGAUUUCGACAGAGAUGCAUCAGUCGUCUGGGAUGUGGAGAGUGGAAAGCUACUCCAUUCUCUCGGAAGAAACGGUCUCGACAACCAGCCCAUGGCAUUUUUUCCUGGCAAGCGAUUGAUCGUGACUGGUCACUGGGAUGGAACUGUACGCAUCUGGGAUGCUACGAUAGAUGGCGAGGAGGAGACGCUGGAAGGCCAUGAAGAACGCAUCUAUUCGCUCGCAUUCUCGCCUGAUGGGAGAAGCCUUGCAUCCGGCUCUUUUGAUCACACGACACGGCUCUGGGACCCAGAAACAGGUUUGGUACGGCAAACGCUGGAACAUGGUAUCUAUGAAAAUGGCCCCUUAUUCUUCUCGCCCGAUGGUCAGAAGCUAGCAGUCGGAAGAUCUGGGGUUGACCCGUGUGUCUUGGAUUUGACAACUGGCGAAGUGGAGGAAUAUGAUUGCAAAAUGCAAAAAAGCACCUCUGGUGUACUCACGGUGGGCUUCACGUCGGAUGGACGCUUGAUGGGGUGUAUCAGAAAUGAUUAUACCAAGAAGUUCGAGCUGCUGGAUAUAAGGACGGGCGUGUUACAGGGUGUCGAGAUUGCGGACUUUGAGGCUGCGACUAGUUUCGUGGCCAUGGCGCUCUCGCCGGAUUGUCGGUUACUGGCAGUUCACGCCGCGUAUAAUGGGGAUAUGCAACUCUGGGACACGGAAACCGGGGAAGAGAUGCAGAGCUGGAUUGUUAGAGCACCGAGGGCUCGGGGGUUAGUGUUCUCUCAUGACGGUUCGUAUUUGUGUACUGAGAAGGGUGAGGUUUUUCAUCGCCAAGUUCCCUCAUCUGUGACAUCCCAAGAGGGUUCGGGGGUAAUAGUGACUGUAGUUGAAGGGUGGUUGGAAUGGAAGGGCGAACGAGUGCUGUGGCUUGGUAGUCAAUCUGGCCUUGAAAAGUGGAUUUCCAGAGGGAGCCUGCUUGCACUGGGGCACUCGACGGGGCGGGUUUCUUUCUUGAGGCUUCAGCCUCUUUCAGAAACAAUUUCUGGAUCACCGAGCUGGAGUAUUUGA
Messenger RNA from Penicillium waksmanii, 4623 nucleotides. RefSeq lists its product as uncharacterized. Gene Ontology annotation, molecular function: catalytic activity; protein binding. The transcript has 2 exons. The record is from RefSeq and is a predicted model, not a curated record. Lineage: Eukaryota; Fungi; Ascomycota; Eurotiomycetes; Eurotiales; Aspergillaceae. Gene Ontology annotation, biological process: nucleoside metabolic process. Bases 1 to 4623 code for a protein of 1540 amino acids.